AUGGCUGGCCGUCCUGGUCCCCGCAGCCAGGAAGGCAUGUACGUCUCCUCCUCUCCCACAUCCGACCAGGACCCCUUCAGCAACGCCCAAGCGGCGGAUGGACGCUAUUACGAUAACGACUCGGACAACUACAACAGGCGGGACACGUACAUGUCGGACUCCAGCCAGAACGGUCUGAACGACGAUGACCGCUACUACGACCACCAUGGCGCAUACGACCCGUACGGCCCGCAACCCGACACAGAUUCGGAGGCGGAGAUGUACGGUGCAAAGUAUGCACCCUCUGCAGAGUCGCUCGGCCCUCCGCGAAUGGGGAUGUCGGAGGCAUCGACGCCAACGUAUCUCGAUUCUACCGGCGCCGCGGGCACGAGGGAAGCCUACCCAUCAUGGAGUUCAGAACGCCAGAUCCCGCUAUCCAAGGAGGAGAUUGAGGACAUUUUCCUCGAUCUUACGCAGAAGUUUGGCUUCCAGCGGGAUUCGAUGCGGAAUAUGCUACUCGACAGCCGCGCGUCGCGCAUGUCGCCGAACCAGGCGCUGCUCACACUUCACGCAGACUACAUCGGCGGCCGUCACGCGAACUACCGCAAGUGGUACUUCGCGGCGCAGCUGGACCUUGACGACGCGGUCGGUCAGACUCAAAAUCCUGGCCUGCAACGCCUCAAGUCGACCGCGUCGGAGAAGUCGCUGCAGAGCGCGAUGGAGCGAUGGCGGCAGGCGAUGCACAACAUGAGCCAGUACGACCGCGUGCGGUUCGUCCCCGAGUGCUUGUGCUUCAUCUUCAAUGCGCGGACGAUUACUACCGGUCGCCCGAGUGCAGAACAGGAUGGAUGCUGUGCCGGAGGGUCUAUACCUGCGAACAGUGUUUGUGCGGAGGGAAGGGAUCACGAUAGCAUCAUUGGAUACGACGAUGUGAACCAACUGUUCUGGUACCCCGAGGGCAUCGCGAGGAUUGCCCUCGUUGAUAAGCGGUUCAUGCAGUUUGAGCGGAUCGACUGGAACCGGGCGUUUUUUAAGACGUACUACGAGAAGCGCUCGUUUGGACACCUGCUAGUGAACUUCAACCGGAUCUGGGUCAUUCACAUCGCGAUGUAUUUCUUCUACACGGCAUACAACUCACCGACGCUCUACAAUGGAGCCAACUCUGCGGCGAUGCGCUGGUCCGCCACCGCGCUCGGCGGCGCUGUCGCGACUGCCAUAAUGAUUGCUGCGACGCUGGCCGAGUUUUCGUACAUCCCCACGACAUGGAACAACACCUCCCACCUCACACGACGUCUCAUCUUCCUGCUCAUCACUCUCGCACUCACCGGCGGUCCUACGAUCUAUGUCGCGAUUGCGGAGGGUAACUCUCCGGGCGGUUCUUUGGCGCUCAUCCUCGGUAUCGUCCAAUUCUUCAUCUCGGUCGUCGCGACGCUCCUCUUCGCCAUCUUACCUUCGGGACGGAUGUUUGGUGAUCGCGUGGCGGGCAAGUCUCGGAAGUACCUCGCGAGCCAAACAUUCACAGCGAGUUAUCCGGGCCUCUCCCACACCGCCCGGCUCACGUCUAUCCUCGUCUGGGUGCUCAUCUUCGGCCUCAAGUACACGGAGUCAUAUUUCUUCCUCACGCUCUCGUUCAAAACUCCGAUUCAGGUCAUGGUCGGGAUGAAGAUCCAGAACUGCAAUGACAGAUACUUCGGAAAUGCGCUCUGCAGGAACCAGGCGGCGUUCACGCUCACGAUCAUGUACCUGAUGGAUCUCGUUCUCUUCUUCUUGGAUACCUUCUUGUGGUGGAUCAUCUGGAACACGGUCCUCAGUAUCGUGCGCUCGUUCGCGCUCGGGUUGUCGAUUUGGACGCCGUGGAAGGACAUCUUCACACGGCUGCCGAAGCGGAUUUACGCCAAGCUACUUGCUACGGCGGACAUGGAGACGAAGUACAAACCCAAGGUGCUCGUCUCGCAGAUCUGGAACGCAAUCAUCAUUUCAAUGUACCGCGAGCACCUACUCUCGAUCGACCACGUGCAAAAGCUGCUCUACCACCAGGUCGACGUCGGCAACGACGAGCGACAAGGCCUGAAGGGCGAGUUCUUCACUCCCGGCAGCGAGGCAGAGCGUCGCAUUUCGUUCUUCGCGCAGUCGCUGACGACCGCGGUCCCGGAGCCUAUCCCUGUCGAUGCGAUGCCGACGUUCACGGUCUUGACGCCUCACUACAGCGAAAAGAUCCUUCUCUCGUUGCGUGAGAUCAUCAGGGAAGAGGACCAAAACACUCGGGUCACGCUCCUCGAGUACCUCAAGCAGCUGCACCCGGUCGAGUGGGACAACUUCGUGAAGGAUACCAAGAUUCUCGCUGAGGAGUCGGCAAUCUAUAACGGCACGAGCCCGUUCGGCACCGACGAGAAGGGCCAAUCCAAGGCUGACGAUCUGCCGUUCUACUGCAUCGGGUUCAAGAGCGCGGCUCCGGAGUUCACUCUGCGGACGCGACGUGACCUCGGUUUCGGCACCAUCCUCAAUUUCCAGACGAAGAUCGGUACGGGUAUGGGCGAGCAGAUGCUCAGCCGAGAGUACUACUACCUCGGAACGCAGCUGCCCAUUGACCGUUUCCUGACGUUCUACUACGGUCACCCCGGUUUCCACAUCCACAACAUGUUGGUCAUCUUGUCCGUGCAGAUCUUCAUCACGACGAUGGUCUACCUCGGAACGCUCAAGGGUCAACUGACGCUUUGCGAAUACACGUCAUCCGGCGCGUUCAUCGGCGUGGCAGGCUGCUACAACCUCAGCCCGGUGUUCCAGUGGAUCAACAGGUGUAUCAUCAGUAUCUUCUUGGUGUUCCUGAUCGCGUACUUGCCUCUAUUUUUACAAGAACUUGUUGAGCGUGGUACCUGGAAGGCCGUCAUACGUCUGAGCAAGCACUUCGCGUCCCUGUCGCCCGCGUUUGAAGUCUUCUCAACCCGGAUCUACUCACAUUCGAUUGCGAGCAACCUGACAUUUGGUGGAGCUCGCUAUAUCGCGACGGGACGUGGGUUCGCGACGACAAGAAUCUCAUUCAGUAUCCUAUACUCGCGUUUCGCUGGCCCUAGUAUCUACCUUGGUAUGAGGCAGUUGGUGAUGCUACUCUACGUCACAAUCACGCUGUGGACUGGAUGGGUCGUCUACUUCUGGGUCACCGUCCUUGCACUCUGCAUCUCGCCAUUCCUUUUCAACCCGCACCAGUUCUCCGCGGCGGACUUCAUCGUUGACUACAGGGAGUUCUUGCGUUGGAUGAACCGGGGAAAUUCUCGAGUCCACCAAAACUCAUGGAUCGGCUACUGUCGUCUCUCACGGACGAUGAUCACUGGUUACAAGAAGAAGAAACUCGGACAUCCGUCUGAGAAGCUGUCCGGCGAUCUUCCUCGAGCAGGUUGGCGCGCCAUCAUGUUCUCGGAAGUCCUCUUCCCCAUCGCUAUGGCCAUCCUCAUGACGGUCGCGUACUUGUUCGUCAAGUCAUUCAAGGUCGACGGUCUCCAGCCGCCGAGCCCACUCGUGCGGAUUGCCAUCGUUUCUCUUGGCCCCAUCGUCUGGAACGCGGCGAUUCUUUUGGUCCUCUUCAUGUUCUCACUGUUCCUCGGACCAUUGCUUGACACGCCCUUCCCGAAGUUUGGUUCGUUCAUGGCCUUCCUCGCGCACUCACUGGGUGUCGUGGGCAUGAUUGGCUUCUUCGAGUUCCUGUGGUUCCUCGAGUCCUGGGACGUCGCCCAUGCUGUGCUAGGACUCAUCGCCGUCAUCUACAUUCAACGCGCGAUCCACAAGGUCCUCAUCUCGGUGUUCCUCUCCCAUCAUCGAGUUGUCACUUUGGAGCUCUGA
This is a messenger RNA of Fomitopsis serialis, 3813 nucleotides long. Its product is annotated as 1,3-beta-glucan synthase component-domain-containing protein. Gene Ontology annotation, biological process: (1->3)-beta-D-glucan biosynthetic process; fungal-type cell wall polysaccharide biosynthetic process. The record is from RefSeq and is a predicted model, not a curated record. Bases 1 to 3813 code for a protein of 1270 amino acids. NCBI's taxonomy places the organism in Eukaryota, Fungi, Basidiomycota, Agaricomycetes, Polyporales, Fomitopsidaceae. Gene Ontology annotation, cellular component: plasma membrane; 1,3-beta-D-glucan synthase complex. Gene Ontology annotation, molecular function: 1,3-beta-D-glucan synthase activity. The transcript is spliced from 16 exons.